Molecule: messenger RNA, 1432 nt
Organism: Arabidopsis arenosa
Lineage: Eukaryota; Viridiplantae; Streptophyta; Magnoliopsida; Brassicales; Brassicaceae
Source: the annotation of a GenBank genome assembly
GAUUCAUUGGAAGCUUUUAGAAACGGCGACAAUGGCGGCUACGAAAGCUCUGGGAUUUGUUUUGCCGACGGGCUUCUUCAUCCAGCCGUCAUUGACCCGUCGCGGAGGAGUUAGGUUCUCCGUCGUCCAGUGUUCCGUUUCUUCAGUCACCUCUACAGGCACCGCAUCUGGUCUUUUGGAGAAACCUUGGAGCUCAUACAAUGCUAGGCUAGUGUUAGAAGAUGGCUCUGUGUGGUUGGCUAAGUCUUUUGGUGCUUCUGGAACCCGUGUUGCUGAAUUGGUAUUUAACACCUCUUUGACAGGGUAUCAAGAGAUUCUGACUGAUCCUAGUUAUGCUGGACAAUUUGUGCUAAUGACAAAUCCUCAGAUCGGUAACACCGGUGUCAAUCCCGAUGAUGAAGAAUCAAGGCAAUGUUUUUUGGCUGGUUUGGUGAUAAGAAGUCUUAGCAUCAGUACCUCAAACUGGAGAUGUACGAAAACACUGGGUGACUAUCUAGCAGGGAGGAACAUUAUGGGAAUCUAUGAUCUUGACACACGGGCAAUAACCCGUCGAUUAAGAGAAAGCGGCAGUCUUAACGGUGUGCUUAGCACUGAUGGAUCUAAAACCGAUGAGGAACUUUUGCAUAUGUCCCGCUCUUGGGAUAUCGUAGGCCUUGAUCUAAUAAGCGAUGUUUCGUGUAAAUCUCCCUACGAAUGGGUUGAAAAAACAAAUCCUGAAUGGGAGUUUAACACAACCUCCUCACAUCACAAGGAAUCCUACAGAGUUAUUGCUUAUGAUUUCGGGAUCAAGCAAAACAUCCUAAGACGCUUGGCAUCGUACGGCUGUGAAAUCACGGUUGUCCCAUCGACAUGGCCAGCUGCAGAGGCGCUUAAAAUGAAUCCAGACGGAAUUCUAUUCAGCAACGGUCCAGGAGAUCCUUCUGCAGUGCCUUAUGCAGUUGAGACGGUUAAAGAGCUUCUAGGAAAAGUUCCUGUCUAUGGAAUCUGUAUGGGUCAUCAGUUACUUGGACAAGCUCUUGGAGGUAAAACCUAUAAGAUGAAGUUUGGUCAUCAUGGAGGAAACCAUCCAGUUUGUAACAACAGAACCGGCCAUGUCGAGAUCAGUGCUCAGAACCAUAACUAUGCAGUAGACCCAGCUUCUCUUCCCUCCGGUGUCGAAGUGACUCAUGUCAAUCUCAACGACGGAAGUUGCGCUGGUCUCUCUUUUCCUGCAAUGAAUGUCAUGUCUCUUCAGUAUCACCCUGAGGCUUCUCCUGGACCUCAUGACUCCGAUAACGCAUUUGCAGAGUUUGUAGAGCUCAUGAAAAGAUUUAAACAGAGCACUUGAUCUCGGGUAAAACAGUGAUCAAGCGAAGGAGUUUUGUUUAGGUGGAUUGAAGUUGGAGUUGCGAAGUUUUUUUUGUCGUGUGAGAAAUAAAAUAUCAUUAUAACU